AUUUUCGCAGUGGCUUUUUUUAUUCAUAAAUAUCUUGUCGUCUGCUAGCUACGUUGCGAGCUCAUCUGCUUAACAAGUUGUUCCUCAGGAUUUUUUUAAGACCCAGAAAUUGUUAGACGCCAGCACUCUGAGGAACUUUAACGUAAAACAUUAACGUGACAGAAUUCUUCUGAAAACUACAAAGGACUUGGAAGAUCCAAUUGGAUUAUGGCACAGCGAGCGAGGGUUGUUGAACUAUACAAAACGUUGCUGCACUUGGGACGAGAUUAUCCAAAGGGAUACACCUACUUUCAUACAAAUCUGAAGAAAGCAUUUAUGAAAAAUAAACAUGAAACUGAUCCACAAGCUAUCGAUAAAUUGAUAUCUCAUGGGCAGUUUGUUAUUAAAGAACUUGAGGCGCUUUACAUGCUCCGAAAGUAUCGAACUCUAAAGAGGCGUUAUUAUAACCAACAUUAAAAAUGAUAAAAUAGCUAGAUUCACUGUACUGAUGGAAUACUCGUUUUAUGACUCAAAUGUUACAAGAUACCACUAUACUUAAUCACUUGGAGCAUUAUUGCAAAACCAUUUGAUGAAUAAAAGAAUAUUUAGGACGAUUAACAUCAA
This is a messenger RNA of Athalia rosae (coleseed sawfly), 603 nucleotides long. RefSeq names its product electron transfer flavoprotein regulatory factor 1 (gene osi). Gene Ontology annotation, biological process: respiratory electron transport chain. Lineage: Eukaryota; Metazoa; Arthropoda; Insecta; Hymenoptera; Athaliidae. Gene Ontology annotation, cellular component: mitochondrion. The record is from RefSeq and is a predicted model, not a curated record. The transcript is spliced from 2 exons. The coding region runs from base 208 to 456 and encodes 82 amino acids.